AUGGGAACAGGAUUGGGAACAUGCACACGCGACGCCACUGCAAGCUGCUGUUAUGAUUCCGAGGGUGUGCUGCCCGUAGUAGAGCUGGUCGCAGAGGCAAAAUCACCGCAACAGGAUCCCUUCUCCGGCGAUGGGAAAGGGGUGCAGCCGGUGCAUGAAGGUGGGCACGAGCACGCAGAGACAUCAGCAGAUGCAUCAGAGGCAUCUGGCCAUCUGAAGCUUGACCGCGAUCUGCUCCGAGGAAUACCUUUGAAGUCGUCACUGCAUGGCUUUGGCGUGCUCUGGCGGAGGUCACCGAUAGAGCUGCCAGACAACGCUGCUCGUGAAGCCUUGUGGAAGAGGUCUGCCAAGGUGGAAAGAUUGGACAUCUUCUUGAGUCACAUGUGGCAUACCCCAGGAUCGCAAAAGUUUCGGGCACUGCUGCUACAGUCUGGCUGCUACUGCUUUGUCUUGGGCUGGUUCCUGUGCGCCGCAGUUUGCGUGAUCUUGGGAGUUUUUGCAGGCAGUGGGCGCUACCAGCGCGACUUGUCAGCAAGACUUGGCGGACUAUUUGGAUCCAUCCUCGGACUCUUGGCGUCACCCUACCUGCCACAACUCGGCGGAAGCAAGAUGUGCUUUCUCGAUGUGGUAUGUAUUCAUCAAGCUGACCCGGACAAGAUGCAACGUGGCAUCUAUGGCUUAGGAGGCUUCUUGAGCGCCAGCUCAGAGUUGCGAAUUUUAUGGAGCCCGCCGUACCUCUCGAGGCUUUGGUGCAUCUUCGACCUGGCUGCAUUCCGCAAGGCGAAUCCAUCCGGGCGCAUUGUGCUGAAACCUCUCUAUUUGGAGGUUGGCCUGCUUUACUUGAUCCUUGCAAAUUACAUGUUCGCUCUGAUUGAGGAAGGGAGAGUUCGGGUUGCAGGGGACCCAGCCUGGGAUGACUGGUCGGUGAUUGUUGUGCGCGUGGGUACCACGCUUCCCUAUGCCCUGCUGAUACACGGCCUGCGCCGACUUCUGCACGAAAAGCACCGUCUCAUGGAGAAUAUCAGAUGCUUCGAACUAGCAAAGGUGAGUUGCCGCCUCCAAAGCGACAGGGAUUUCAUCUAUACUGGCAUUCGCGAGUGGUAUGGAAGCGAGGAGGCAUUCGAGCAGUAUGUGCGAGGCCCCCUCUACGAUGAGCUUAUCCGUCCAUUUCGGAGAUCAGACUUUCCAGCUGUGUAUUGGCUGAUGGCUAUGACGCCCGUGUUUGCAAGCUACGUGGAUCUAUGGCUGACCAGGAACAGAGUGUCAGUCUUGUCAGGUCUCGAUCAUUUCCAGCAGUUUAUGGAGCUUUUUGUUGCAAACUCUGUGGCGUUCAUGAACCUCAUGGUCUUGACCUUCUUGCUCUGUUAUUGUUUGGCACUUCCUGCCGCAGGAAUGUGCGAUUUCGGAAAGACUCUGCUGGCUUGGCUUCUGCUCAUCAUGGGUUUGGGCGCAGCCGUUCUACAGUCAGAUAUCAUGUCCACCUGGGAAGUGACGGUUGGCAUGUCUGCUGCUCAAGUGGUCGCCUGUGUCUUUCUUCGGUGGGUGGUGCAAAGAUUCGACUGUGUCGGAAGAUGA
This is a messenger RNA of Symbiodinium natans, 1575 nucleotides long. The record is from the annotation of a GenBank genome assembly. NCBI's taxonomy places the organism in Eukaryota, Dinophyceae, Suessiales, Symbiodiniaceae.